GAUGACUGUGAUCUUCCAGCUGAUGGCUUUCUGCCUGGGUCUCCUCUCCACCCUUCUCCUGGUCAUAGCCACCUGCACCGAUUGCUGGAUGGUUAAUGCUGAUGAUAGCUUGGAGGUCAGCCUCAAAUGCCGGGGGUUGUGGAGGGAAUGUGUCACCAACGUGCAGGAUGGCAUCAGGACUUGUGACCAGUAUGACUCCAUUUUAGCAGGCCAUCCAUUGAAGAUCGUGGUGACGCGCGCACUGCUGAUCGCAGCUGACAUUCUGGCGGGCUUGGCUUUGAUUACGCUGCUGUUGGGUCUGGACUGCAUCAAGUUUCUCAAGGAAGCGCCCCAUAUCAAACUGAAGAUGUGCUACAUGGCUGGGUUAACCCUUGGCCUUGGAAGCGUCCUUGGCAUGGUCGGCUCCGUGUGGUAUGCGGUGGAUGUCUAUGUGGAGAGAGCUACUCUGAUAUUACAUGACGUAUUCCUGGGGAUCCACUACGACUUCGGGUGGUCUUGCUGGCUGGGAAUGGUUGGUUCGACAGGUUGCUUUAUGGCAUCCAUCAUGCUAACCUGCUGCCUUUAUAUCUUCACAGAUGCUAGCCCCUCCAGGAGACCUCAAAGGUCCAUCUACCCCUCUGGAAGAACUGCCACUGGGCGGCUGUACGUGAUAAACUCCCGAGUGUAAUGAAGUAGCUGCACCUCCAAGGAUACCUGCCUCCAGUCCCACUCUCGGCGUCUGCUGCUCUCCCAGAGCGACCAAACCUCCUGAAAUUGCCAGACAGAGCCAGACUGUUCUACGCAGCCUGGAAUCCUUUUCUCUGGAUUUGCUUUUGAAGUGAAGGCAUCAUGUCAGGUUCCAGCUUGUGACAGUGACUCUUUGACCGUGAGCAAUUAAUUUUCCAGAACCUUGAUGUGUUUUUAGGGCAAUUAAUGAACGUUUCUGUCGUGUUCUGUAAGUGUAGCGUAGCUGCAAGGGGCUUUAAGGUACUCCACACAGAGGCUGGCAUCAUGUUGGCAAGACACGGGCCUGUCGAAGAUGGUGUCAUGUUAGCAUGAUCUAGAUGUGCUAGGCUGAGCAUCUGCUUAAUAAAGGUCUGUCACGAGCAGUGUGGAUUCUGAUUGGGGCUCAUGAUGUUUUCUACAUGUAACACAAAUAUUCCAAAGUGUCGGCAGGAAAAGCUGCUUUUGCCCCCUCCUGAGAAGGGGCCUGCUCUGAUCCUGAGCUCACCCCCAUGAGUCAGCAGGGACCGCACUGGUAUCAGUGGAGUAUGUUCAGAAUCAGGUCCCAAAUCUGCAGAUUGCAGCUGGCAGACCCAGGCCCCAAGUGCAAACUGCCCUCCCAGGGGCAAGGGGAGGCUGGGCUAUAAAGCGCUUUGAAUUCUGCGGAUGGAAGGUGCAGUGUAAAUCCCGACUGAUCAUGGAAGGGGCUACGUUCUCCCCAUCGGCAGCAGGGAGGAAAACCAACUGCAAACAGACUUGCUAAGAGGAAAAU
Messenger RNA from Chrysemys picta bellii (western painted turtle), 1474 nucleotides. RefSeq names its product claudin-16-like. The record is from RefSeq and is a predicted model, not a curated record. Gene Ontology annotation, biological process: cell adhesion; bicellular tight junction assembly. Gene Ontology annotation, molecular function: structural molecule activity. NCBI's taxonomy places the organism in Eukaryota, Metazoa, Chordata, Testudines, Emydidae. Gene Ontology annotation, cellular component: bicellular tight junction; plasma membrane.